Molecule: messenger RNA, 3849 nt
Organism: Ruditapes philippinarum (Manila clam)
Lineage: Eukaryota; Metazoa; Mollusca; Bivalvia; Venerida; Veneridae
Product: adhesion G-protein coupled receptor D1-like
Exons: 10
Coding region: 1072-1905 (277 amino acids)
Biological process (GO): adenylate cyclase-activating G protein-coupled receptor signaling pathway; cell surface receptor signaling pathway
Cellular component (GO): membrane
Molecular function (GO): G protein-coupled receptor activity
Source: RefSeq, a predicted model, not a curated record
AUUAAUCGUGACUUUUAAAUACGAUAUCUAUUUGAAUAAACCUUUAUCCAUAUAUUAUAUAUAAUAAGAUAACCAGAUUCUCAAUAUUAAUUUAUUUAUUAAAGGCACAUUAAUGAUAGCAAAGAUCUUAAGGGGAAAAUGUUCAUUGAACAUAGUCACCAAGAACAUAGUCACCAAUAUUAGGUUUAUAUAUUUUUAGCUCUGCUUUAGGGAAAUAUUUGAAUUAAUUCUUUUAAGGCAUGCACAUUAGUCAUGCUUUAAAGCUUAAAACUUAGCUUCAACUGAGAAGAUAUUGUAUUUCCUUGUACGAUCACAACUUUCCUAAAAUUUACCAAUGUAUUAAUUUAUAUAAUAUGUUCUUGCAUACGUACGAUUAAACUGUAAAUUAUCUAAUGUAACUUAGAUAUCUGUAUAUGUUUUCAGCGUUUGACAUUUCUACAUAUCAAGUAAUAAAUGUAUUGUUUCGUUUAUGUGAUAAUGACUUAUGUUUUAUAUCAAUUAUAUAAAAAUUGAAUGUUGUUUUUGCAUGUACAUACUGCUUUUUGAAAUUUUGCAUGAUUAUUUAUUUUAUAAUAGACGCGAAACGACUUCAUAGUUAUUGUCAGAUCAAUUUGUAGAAAUUUGCAUAUUUAUUUCUUUAUAUAUAAAUCUGUAAAGCAAAACGUCUCCAUAUUUAUUUUAGUUGUUUUUUUGUUAUUAAAAAUGAAAUGAAAAAUGUGCUUACUUGUUGUUAAGAGAGUGUGCAAAUGAAGUGAAUUAACUAAAUAUCCACAAAAUGACUUUAAGCAGGUAAAAUUGCAAACAUAACCCAUACACUUGUAGUAAGGGGAUAAAAUGUAUGCUAAUAAGAAUAUGAAUGCAAGGUGUGUUUUGAAUUAUGGAUAUUUCAUUUAAAUGUGCUUUGAUUUUUUUUAUUAAUUUGUAAAAUUAUCUUGAGGCGUGUAACUGUAUUCAAACAUUUUGAUGUCAGUGUUAUAUACAUAUAUGUUUAAAUGAGGUAUUUACCUGCAGGUCGCAUGUGCUGUCAUUGCUGCUGUGUUACAGUAUAUAUAUUUGGUUGUGUUCUGCAUUAUGCUGGUGGAAGGCAUUGAAAUAGCUAUCACUGUACUAUAUGUGUUCAAAACAAAGUCAAGAAUACGAAUCAUGCUUAUAUUUGCUUGGGUGAUACCUGCCAUUAUUGUGGUAAUUUCUCUCGGUGCUACACAAGCUGAAGGCUAUGGCAACGACAAUUUUUGCUGGUUGUCAGUUGAAAAUGGCUUGAUUUGGUCCUUUGUUGGGCCUGCAUUAUGUAUAAUUACUUUCAAUGGAAUUUGCUUAAUUAUUGUGAUUCGCAAAAUGUUCAAAACAAAAGCAAUGGAGACGAAGACAGCUUCGGAAAAAAUAAAAACAAGCUUCCGGUCAUUGUGUGUGUUACUUCCUGUUAUGGGGGUGUCCUGGAUUCUAGGAAUAUUCUACGUGCAUGAUAGCUUUUACUUCAUUCAGUAUAUUUUUGCAAUACUAAAUGGACUUCAGGGAUUUUUUAUAUUUUUAUUUCAUUGCAUCCUAAAUGAACAGGUAAAGACGGCUAUUCAGCUUAGAAAUAGACGGAGAUCAUCGGUUAAAGAAAUGUUGAAAAGCAUGUUGAGGAGUACUUCGAUAGAUGAAAGGAAGUCAAAAGACUUUUUAGAACCGAGGAAAUCAUUUAUUGAUAGUGGCAAUUUUACUACUCAAAACGACAGUGAUGGUUGGAAGGAUAAGAUGAUAAAUACUCGAUACCCGUCGCCGGAUGUAAAGUUUGCAACGCCGCUGGGAUUUUAUGGAAAUGGUAGGCGAGCAGCUACAUUUUCUGUUGAAUCACGUGACAAAUUAACUAGCUUUGUUUCAAAACCAGUGUCAACGCCUUACAGAAAUCCAGUGGUCACUUAGAAGCUAAUCUAUUUUCUGCAAGACUGUGUAGAUGUAAACCACUAUGAAAAAAGUUUAGUGUUUUAACAUGUGUAUCUGCUUUGAUGUUGCUUUUUUAUCUAUAUAACAUAACCGUUUAAAGCAUUGUCAAUAUCCUUGUUGUUGCUUUGUACAUUUUUAGUAUAUAUUAUUUGAAUUGUGCGAGUAUUAAUGUUUUCCUCAAUUUUUAUAAAGAGUCUAAAAUUACUGUGCUGUAUAAAGUGGCCCAUUACCAAAUUACCACCAAUUAGUCUUAUAGAAAGCUCUGUUCAUAGCCAAGGCAUCGGCAUCAAAGUGUCUGGUAAAAGGUUUUGUGUGAUUAUAUAAAAUAUCAUUUAUUUUACUCUUUACAAGAUGUAAACGAUUCAUUUUUAUCAAACUUUAUAAAGUUUUCAAUUUAAAAUUAUUAAUUCUUCCAUUUCCAGUUACACAACAUGUCUUUAAUAAUCCUCUUCCACGUAGCGGUAAGGGGAUUAUAGGAAUAGCCUCCGUCUGUCAGUUCGUCCGUCCUUCUGUCAGUAUGUCUGUCCGUAACACUUUUGUCUCCGCUCAACAACGUUUGAAAUGAUUUCCAUUUUAAGACGAUGUGCAGAACGCAAUAUUUAGGUUGAUAAACCCAAGGUCAAAAUCACACUUACAGUUCAAGUGUUAAAAAGUCUAAAUCUCAAGUCCGCUCCAUAAAUAUUGAACUGGUAAAAAAUCUUUUGAAACAACUUGGCACAAGUGAUCACUUAAUGGUUGAAAAGGGUAGACAUUUUAAUAUUGAUAGAGGACAUCGUGAUUGUAUGUAUUGUGAAUCAAUGUUAGAGGACGGAUAUCACUUUCUUAUCGUGUGUUCUUUAUAUGCAACUUUACGUUAUUACUAUAUACCAUUGUAUUUUUAUCAAUAUCCGAAUAUUGAAAAGUUCUACUCUUUGAUAGUAACUAAAGACGAGUCAUUGAUAUGUAAUGUUGCUAUGUAUAUUCAUUAUGCAAAGAAAGAGAUAAUUUCCUUAAAUGCGUUGAAUAAUUUAUAUUCAAAUUUUACUUUAUAAUUGUAUUAGAAAUUUGACGAUUACUAUAUCUCCAGCAAUGCUUAUUUGUAUUGUAUAUUGUAUACACUGCGUACGGAGGCCUUUUGUACAAUAAAGCUAUUGAAUUAUAUUGAAUUGAUCACCAUUAUGAGAGCAAUAAUUGGGUUGCUACCCUCAAGGUCAAAGUCAUUCUAAAAGGUCAAGUAUUAAAGAGUCUAUAUUUCGUGUCCACUCCAAACACGCUGCACUAUUUUUAAGAUGACUUUGUUUCCAGAUUUUGGUAGAAACCAUCACCAUUAUUAUCACCAAAAUCCAGGUUGCUACCCACAAGGUCAAUGUAAAAUGUUCUCUGUAAUGUUUUGACUUCAUGGAAGAUUUCAUAAAAUUUGGCACAAAUAAUUACUAUCAAGGUCAUGAUUUGUUAAAGCUCAAGAAGUACGCAUUCAUGUCCGCUGCGGAAGGGGUUUGAGCUGUCCUUCAAACUGCCUUGUUUCACCUUGUUAUUAAUAUGGCGAUUUAGAAAAAAUAAAUGUUUUGUGUAAAUCAUAUACAUUUCUCCUCAAUAAGAAACGUAAGCGAAUUCUAUAUAUUAUGAUAUAUGUGAUGUUUUGUGGCUGCGUGCAUUUACGUGUAAUCGUAUUAGAAUGAUCAUGAAAUGACGUCAUCGGUAUUAUGUUGUUGCACUCAUUCAUUUUUCAGAUACUUUAUGUUUCCUGUUGGUAUUUGUUUCUGAUUAAUAUGGUUAUAAAAUGUAUUCUUAUUUCUUGUUACCUACUAACACAAUCUCAAUAUACGCUUCUUUGUUUCAUGACAAUUUACUACUUGUAAUUCUUAAUGUGCCAAUACUUUGUCCAUAUUCAUUUAUACUUUUUUCAAUCAUUUAUAAACCAUGAUGUAUUACACAAUAAAGAAU